Molecule: messenger RNA, 1086 nt
Organism: Beauveria bassiana ARSEF 2860
Lineage: Eukaryota; Fungi; Ascomycota; Sordariomycetes; Hypocreales; Cordycipitaceae
Product: triose-phosphate transporter
Exons: 3
Coding region: 1-1086 (361 amino acids)
Cellular component (GO): Golgi apparatus
Molecular function (GO): antiporter activity
Source: RefSeq, a predicted model, not a curated record
AUGUCUUUGCAAUCUCCAGAACCUUCGCCGCCCCUACUCAAAGAAACUCCGAGCCUUGCAUCACCAAACGACGCUGCCGUCGACAUGGAAGCCAACCUCGACCGCUCAGAGGCUGCUUCCCAGUCUAAUCUUGACCAUGAAUAUUCAAUCCCAUCAGCCGUCAAGUUCACAUGGCUAGGCACCUACUUUCUGCUGUCAUUGCUACUCACCAUCUAUAACAAAUUAGUCCUCGGCGUGUUCAAAUUUCCCUGGCUUUUGACCUUUCUUCACACCUCAAUCUCCGCUCUCGGUACCUACGGCAUGAUGCACAGGGGCUAUUUCAAACUCUCUCGACUGGGACGACGUGAGAACCUCGCCCUCGUCGCCUUUAGCGCCCUCUUUACUGUCAACAUUGCCUUGUCCAACCUAUCACUUGCCAUGGUUUCCGUUCCCUUUUACCAGACCAUGCGCAUGCUUUGCCCCAUCUUUACCCUUCUCAUUUUCCGUGCCUGGUACGGCCGUACCUACAGCACGCUCACCUACCUAUCCUUGGUUCCGUUGAUAGUUGGCGCCGCCAUGACCACGGCAGGCGAGAUGAAGUUUUCCGAUGCCGGUUUCCUGCUGACAAUUCUCGGUGUCAUUUUUGCCGCCCUCAAGACUAUUGUCACGAAUCGCUUCAUGACGGGGUCCCUCGCUCUUCCACCUGUCGAAUUUCUUUUUCGAAUGUCCCCCAUGGCUGCUUCGCAAGCACUCAUCUUUGCGUUUGCGACUGGAGAGGUAGAUGGCUUCCGUCAGGCCCUAGCCAACUCGGAAAUGUCGGGCUUUGCCACCUUUGCGUCUCUGCUAGGCAAUGGUUGCCUCGCUUUUCUGCUCAACAUUUCGUCUUUCAAUACCAAUAAGCUCGCCGGCGCAUUGACAAUGACUGUCUGCGGUAACCUCAAGCAGUGCUUGACCGUUCUUCUCGGCAUCUUCAUUUUCAAUGUUGACGUUGACCUGCUCAAGGGCACCGGUAUGGCUAUUACAAUGCUCGGCGCCGCUAUAUACAGCAAAGCAGAACUCGACAACAAGAAACGACAGCAGACUGGCUACAAACAGAUUCCCCAAUAA